Lecanosticta acicola is the source of this 2283-nucleotide messenger RNA. Lineage: Eukaryota; Fungi; Ascomycota; Dothideomycetes; Mycosphaerellales; Mycosphaerellaceae. The record is from the annotation of a GenBank genome assembly.
AUGGAGGGGAUCAAGAAGGCAUUCGCUCGAGCAAAGAGCGAGGGAAGGCCUGCUCUGGUGACUUACACCACUGCGGGCUUCCCAACCAUCUCAGAGACUCCCGAGAUCCUGCUGUCGAUGGAAGCUGGCGGCGCCGACAUCAUUGAACUCGGAACGCCUUUUACAGACCCCAUUGCAGACGGCCCCACGAUUCAAACCGCCAACACCCAAGCAUUGGCAAACGGAACGACCACCACAACAUGUCUCAACAUUGUCAAAGAGGCGCGAAGCAAGGGUUUGAAGGCACCCGUGCUGUUGAUGGGAUACUACAACCCAUUGCUCGCAUAUGGAGAAGAGCGGAUGUUGCAAGAUGCCAAGGCUGCUGGUGUCAAUGGCUUCAUCAUGGUGGACCUCCCACCUGAGGAGGCCGUUCGCUUCAGACACCACUGCACAACGUACGGGCUAUCAUACGUACCCUUGAUUGCUCCCGCGACAAGUGAGAAGCGCAUGAAGCUGCUGUGUAGCAUUGCGGACUCAUUCAUUUACGUGGUCUCAAGAAUGGGUGUGACUGGUGCAACUGGAGCGUUGAGCACGGGCUUGCCGCAGCUCCUGGAGAAAGUGCACAAGUACUCGGGCGGUGUCCCUGCAGCCGUAGGUUUUGGUGUAAGUACAAGAGAGCACUUUGCGGAGGUCGGACAAGUCUCGGAGGGUGUCGUGAUUGGAAGUCAGAUUAUCACGACGAUCAAGAAGGCACCAAGUGGACAAGGAGCCAAGGCAGUAGAGGAGUAUUGCCAUGAGAUCACUCUGAGACGCAAUCCUAGGGCACCAACGAAUGGAGAAACGAACGGUCACUCUAUCUCUACUGCCGCGAACCCGAACGGUGAUGGCAGCGGCUGGGUAUCACACGCGAACGGUGAAGCUCCCAAGGACAUCUCUACGGCAGACCCAACCAAGCAGCCGGCCAGCGAAAGCCAUCCUGCAAACGGCACUGUGCACGUGGAUGCCGUCGUAAAGGAUUCGAACGGGCCCGGAUUGGCCGAUCAAAUAGAAGCAUUGAACGUCGGGGGCAAGGAUGCUGAAAUCAUGCCGUCUCGAUUCGGUGAGUUUGGCGGCCAGUACGUCCCAGAAUCCCUGAUGGACUGCCUGGCGGAGCUCGAGAGAGGUUUCAAUGACGCGCGCAACGAUCCGAAAUUCUGGGAAGAGUUCAGAUCAUAUUAUCCUUACAUGAGCCGGCCGUCGUCUUUGCACAAAGCAGAGCGCUUGACCAGUCACGUACGGCAAUCGUCCAAGCAGGGCCAUGGUGCCAACAUCUAUUUGAAGCGCGAGGACCUCAACCAUACCGGUUCACAUAAGAUCAACAACGCCAUCGGCCAAAUACUGGUAGCACGACGAUUGGGAAAGACCGAAAUCAUCGCGGAGACGGGCGCAGGCCAACACGGAGUAGCCACUGCAACGGUCUGCGCAAGAUUUGGCAUGAAGUGCACAGUGUACAUGGGCGCAGAGGAUGUGAGGAGACAAGCGCUCAAUGUCUUCCGUAUGAAGCUGCUUGGCGCUUCGGUGGUGGCAGUGGAAGCCGGCUCACGAACACUCCGCGACGCCGUCAACGAAGCAUUGCGCAAAUGGGUAGAGAAGCUUGACACAACGCACUACAUCAUCGGCUCUGCUAUCGGUCCUCACCCUUUCCCUACUAUGGUGCGGACAUUCCAAAGUGUCAUUGGCAGCGAAACGAAGCAGCAGAUGCAAGAGUUGACCGGGCGACUACCUGAUGCUGUGGUUGCUUGCGUCGGCGGUGGCAGCAAUGCCGUUGGCAUGUUCCAUCCAUUCUCACAAGACCCGAGCGUCCAGCUCCUCGGCGUGGAAGCCGGUGGGGAUGGUGUUGAUACCAAUCGACAUAGCGCUACGCUGACGGGAGGGAAGCCAGGCGUCCUCCACGGCGUGCGAACAUAUAUUCUGCAGAGCGCAGAAGGCCAGAUUAACGACACGCAUUCCAUCUCUGCUGGGUUGGAUUACCCUGGUGUCGGACCGGAGCUCUCGGGCUGGAAGGACAGCUCCCGAGCCAAGUUUAUCGCUGCAACCGACGCGGAAGCGUUCAUUGGCUUCAGGACUUUGUCUGAGCUGGAAGGCAUCAUUCCUGCGCUGGAGACCAGCCAUGCCAUCUUCGGGACCAUGGAGCUCGCAAAGACGAUGAGGGAAGAUGAGAACGUGGUCAUUUGCUUGUCCGGCAGAGGCGACAAGGACGUGCAGUCGGUGGCGGAGGAGCUUCCUGUCAUUGGACCGAAGAUUGGCUGGGACUUGAGGUUCUAA